GUCGCCCUUGCAGAGCCACGAAUUCGAACCGAGCAGUCCGUUUUCAUUGCCCGACGACACAUACAUUCGACGAAGAAUUACGACGCAGCCAUGGCCGAUGUUGGAGAGGAGACCAGCCAUGUGGCCGAGCCGCUCGACCUGGUGAGGCUGCUGCUGAACGAGGUGGUUUUCGUCAAGCUGCGCGGUGACAGAGAGCUCAAGGGCAAGCUUCACGCCUACGAUAGUCACUGCAACCUGGUGCUGGGCGAGGUGGAAGAGACCAUCUACGCCGUCGACGAUGACGAGGAGGAGAGCGACGAGGUCAAGACCAUUAGCAGGAAAUCAGAAAUGUUGUUUGUAAGAGGCGAUAGCGUCGUUUUAAUCUCUCCUCAAGUUCCUUUCUAGAUAUAGACAGCAAUGGCAGCAAUGGCAGCAAUGGCAGCAAUGAUACCGAUAAUGAAACUGAGAUAAUGUUCCACCGAACCACGCGAUGCGACGAGGCGCAUAUAAGUUGGAGGAGGCGGUGACAUAAUGGUCGAGGUGAAUAGGGCUGCUCCAGCAUGUUUAGACUUCAUUGCCAGAAGUUCUGGCUAUCAGCAUGGAAUUCGCUACAGGUCGCGACAAAGACUUGUGUCGAGGGCGAUCAAUGGAUGAGGACGGGGGGAUCAAGAUGCGGCGCUUUACUUUUUGGAGCCGGUGGUGCCAUGGACAAGGCAUCUGCUCUGUGCAGAGAUGCAUUCAAUGCGCUCAAUGCGCAUACACUGCGGCUUGCCGAGCUCAACGUGGACAGACACAGCCUUUGGGAGGUUCGUGAAUCUGGACGAGCACAUUUAUGUAUCUAGUGGUGGUAUGCUUUAAUGCCUAAUACGGGAGUCGUGUCAUCGACCCACAGUUCCGAUACCAGCUCGCCUUAUCGAUAACCUGCUCCCCGGUUACUCACUAC
This is a messenger RNA of Trichoderma atroviride IMI 206040, 922 nucleotides long. RefSeq lists its product as uncharacterized. Gene Ontology annotation, cellular component: precatalytic spliceosome; Lsm1-7-Pat1 complex; catalytic step 2 spliceosome. Gene Ontology annotation, biological process: P-body assembly; mRNA splicing, via spliceosome. Gene Ontology annotation, molecular function: RNA binding. Lineage: Eukaryota; Fungi; Ascomycota; Sordariomycetes; Hypocreales; Hypocreaceae. The record is from RefSeq and is a predicted model, not a curated record.